Dictyostelium discoideum AX4 is the source of this 2163-nucleotide messenger RNA. RefSeq names its product ubiquitin-protein ligase E3A (gene ube3a). Gene Ontology annotation, biological process: protein polyubiquitination. The transcript is spliced from 9 exons. Gene Ontology annotation, molecular function: ubiquitin protein ligase activity; ubiquitin-protein transferase activity. The coding region runs from base 1 to 2163 and encodes 720 amino acids. Lineage: Eukaryota; Evosea; Eumycetozoa; Dictyosteliales; Dictyosteliaceae. The record is from RefSeq and is a predicted model, not a curated record.
AUGUCAAAAUCACCACCAAUACCACAUAAAAACUCAAUGUCAAAUGAAAGUUUAGAGAAAGAGAAAGAAAGGCUUAGAUUCAUUAUUGAACAAUACUUUCUUCAAAUAACUAGAGGGUGUUCAGAGAAAUUACUUUAUCAUUCAAAAUAUUGUUGUCAUAAUCCACAAUUUCAAAAAUUUGCAGAUCCAAAUAAUGCAGCAGUUAAAGCAUUAAGAAUAGGUAAAAAAUAUGAAGAAAAGUAUUUAUGUAGUUAUUUAUUAGUAUCAGAGAAAGAAAGAGGUAUAACCUAUCAUAACAUGAAAACUUUGGUUGAUUUAUCAAGACACUAUGACAAUUAUUCAAACAUUGUAGAAUAUAUCAAAACUUCUUUUGCUCUUCCUUCAACUGUUAAUUCUUCUUUUAAAUCGACAAGAACACAAGAUUUUGAUGAUGAAACUUAUUUUGAUGGUUUAGAUUUAGAUGACAUAAAUAAAAUUUUCAAUUUACUUUUAAGUUUAGAUAAUGAUAGAAUUAAUGAUGAAUUACAAAAAGCAUCAAGACAAUUAAGUAAUAAUCUUAGAUAUAAUGCAUCUUCAUAUUCAGAGAAAUCACAACUUAAACCAUUUAUAUUUCUUUUAGUGAACCCAUAUAUUCAUGACCUUGAAAAUAGAGGAAUUUUAGCAAAUGUAUUUAUAGCAUUAGAAUCACUUUCAGAGAAAAUGAGAAAUAUAUUUUAUGAAUGGUUUAACCAUUUAUCAAAGGAAGCAUUUGUUCAAACAUUAACUAAUUUUGAACAAUUCAUUUCCGUAAGAAUAUUGGCAGAUGAUGAUAUUAAAUUACAUGCCGAUGUUCCUGUUAAAGGUGCUUGUACCGCAAUUCAAUUAAUGUCAAAAGUAAAUGAUUCAAAGAAAUUUGUUCAAUAUACAGAUUUUUAUAAUGAUGCAUUAAAUGAAGCAUUGGAUUUGUUUUUAGAUUAUAAUUCAACUAAACGUUGCUUUACAUAUGCAAGUUUUCCAGCAGUACUAAAUGUAAUAACAAAGGGUCAAUAUUUACAGAUUGAACAUGCACUAACACAAAAUUCAUUAAGAACUCAAUUUGGUCAAAUGGGUAUAACAUCAGCAGCCGAUUUUUUAAUUUUUAAAAUUAGAAGAGAACAUCUUAUAGAUGAUACAUUGGAUAAAGUUCAAACAUUAAGAGAGGAGAAUAGAAAGAGUGAACUUAGAAAAGAACUAAAGGUUCAUUUCAUGGGUGAAGAAGGUAUUGAUGAAGGUGGUGUAAAAAGAGAAUUCUUUCAAUUAAUCGUUAGAAAAAUAUUUGAUCCUGAAUAUGGAAUGUUUAAAUAUAAUACAACCACAAAUUGUUUUUGGUUUAAUCCUGAUUCUGUUGAUUAUACAGAAUUUGAAUUAAUUGGUAUUAUUAUAGGUUUAGCACUUUAUAAUAAUAUUAUUUUAGAUGUACAUUUUCCUUUAGUUAUUUUUAAAAAAUUAUUAAAUUUAGAUUUAACAAUGGAAGAUAUAGAAUCAUUGGAUCCAGAGGUUUAUCAAAGUUUUAUAAAGAUAAAAACAACAGAAGAGGAUGUUAGUGAUUGGUCAUUGUAUUUUUGUGCAACCUAUGAGAGUAUAUAUGGUCAAACCAAAGUUCACAAUCUUAAACAAGGUGGUGAUGAUAUUCAAGUCACCAAUGAAAAUAGAAAUGAAUAUUUAGACCUCUACAAAGAUUACUUGUUAAAUAAAUCAAUUAGUAAACAAUUUGCUCCAUUUUUUAAAGGUUUCAGAAUGGUUUGUGAUUCACCAAUUUUAAAGAUUUUAAAACCCGAAGAAUUGGGUAAUUUGGUUUGUGGUGUUGAAGAUUUAAAUUUCAUUGAAUUAGAACGUGGUACAAAUUAUGAAGGUGGUUAUACUCAAGAUGAUACAACUAUAAAAAAUUUUUGGAAGGUUUUACAUGGUUUAUCAGACGAAGAUAAAAGGAGAUUUUUAACUUUUGUAACAGGUGGUGAUAGAGUGCCUUAUGGUGGUUUAGAGAAAAUGAGUUUUACAAUCACAAAAACUGCCGAUAGUGAUAGAUUACCAUCAGCACAUACAUGUUUCAAUACCUUAAUUUUACCAGCAUAUCCAGAAUUUGAAAAACUAAGAGAUCUCUUAACUAAAGCUUUAACUCAUUAUGAAGGUUUUGGUCUUAAAUAA